This is a messenger RNA of Phialemonium atrogriseum, 1493 nucleotides long. RefSeq lists its product as uncharacterized. The transcript has 2 exons. NCBI's taxonomy places the organism in Eukaryota, Fungi, Ascomycota, Sordariomycetes, Cephalothecales, Cephalothecaceae. The record is from RefSeq and is a predicted model, not a curated record. Bases 462 to 1475 code for a protein of 337 amino acids.
CAACAAGGAUCAGAGCAUCUACAUGAACUAAGAUUCUGGGCAUACAUCUGGAUAUCCACCUCCACACGCGGGGCCAAGCCCCCUCCUUUUUCAAAUCAUAUCGCUACCUAGGUAGCUGCUGCUUGCUUGCAAACCGUGCAUGAGCUGGGGCUGAUCGAAUUCAUAUCUUGCAAAGCAAGCUCUCCUUUUCUCCCCUCUUGCCCAUUGUCUCUUUUCAGCAGACACCUUAUUUUGCCCUUUCCCUGGAUUCCUUGGGUUCCCUGGAGCUACAAGAAGGAGACCUUGUGUUUCUCCCGCCAGGUAUAUACAUAUAUAUACUAGGUAGCUGGCGAGUCCAAACUUUCCGGGUGAACAUGAGCAGUGUUUUCCUGCUCCCUUCUCGUCUGUGGUUUGUUGGGAACACCACCUUUUGGCAACCUUAAAAAAAAGCUUGUACGAUCUUGAGACGGGUACUUGCAACAAUGUCGAGGGACGAGACCCAAGACCAAUAUUCGGACGACGAAGCCGAGUUCGACGAAGAGUACUUUGCCAGAACCUAUCGUCCGCUGUCGAACCUCCCUACCCCGCCUCCGUCAUCGCGGAACACAUCAGCUAUCGGGAGCCCCAGGAGCAUCCUGGAAGAUGGGGAGCUCUUCGGCUCUGCGCUACUGGGCCCAGCUGUCCACCUCGUAAACCUUAUCCCGCCCCCCGCCUCGCUUGCAACGCCUUCGAUCCCGCUCGUCCACGAGAUUCUCACCCGAGCUAAUCUUCCCCUGGAGACGAUUGCCCUGGCCGUGUGCGUUUUAGACUCGCUCGACUCCAAGUUCUCCUUGAGCUGGAGGCUGGUCUGUCCGCUCGCGCAUUUCCAGGCCUCCCCGGCCUACGCUAAACGCCACACGAUUCCAGCCCCGAUUCUGGUCAACGACCAGCUGCACAUCGAUUCUGUCCGCCCGGAGCUGAUCAUUCUCGCCUCUCUGGUCAUUGCGGUCAAGUUCCUGGAGGACUGCCAAACCCCGACAACACACUACGCCUCGUGCUGGGGGCAUGACCUAUGGACAUGCGAGCAAAUCAACGUGACCGAGUGGUGCAUCAUGGAGAGCCUGGGCUACCGAAUCCUGCCGCUGUGGGACCCGGAGCUAAUCGGCGACGCGCUGGGGGACAUGAGGCGGGCCGCCAAGCAGGCCGCCCUGCACGGGGAGUCCCCGCGGGGCAAGGAUGACCCCCAUAAGCGGUCCAUGAGCUCAGGCAAGGCCGUCCCUGGCCUGGGCCUGCAGUUCACGCCCGCCGAGACGCCCAACCGGCUCGAGAACGCAGCUGCAGCUGCAGCCUGUUGGCCCGUGGCUGGCCGUCUGGUCUGCGACGAGGCCCGGGCCGCCUUCAUGGGCGGUGGCUCCGCUCUGACUCGCGAUUCGCUCCGGCUCCCGCCCGAGACGACCAAGAGGAAAAGCUUGUCGCUAGCCGAUGGGCUGGAUGUUUAUGGGACGGUGCCUGCAUAGAUCUACCGGAGUCAUAUG